Aureobasidium musti is the source of this 276-nucleotide messenger RNA. The record is from the annotation of a GenBank genome assembly. NCBI's taxonomy places the organism in Eukaryota, Fungi, Ascomycota, Dothideomycetes, Dothideales, Saccotheciaceae.
AUGACCGACGCACCAACCAAGGCCCCUGCAGCAGAAACCUCGGAAGGUGCAGAGGAUGAGCCUGAUUCAAAGCUAGAAGCACAGACGAAAGAAGAGCCUGAAGAGACUGUCACCGUGUCUGAUGUAACACGAGAAGAAGCCGCCUGGGAGUCCUUCUCAGAAGAGGAGCCUGCGCCCAAGAAACCAAAGGUGUCGGUCGCGCCCACCGCCGCAAAGACCAAGAAGGCUGCUCCCAAGGGACAAGGAAACAUCAUGUCCUUCUUUUCCAAGAAAUGA